UAAGAGUAGACAGAGUGCAGAAAGCAAGUUGACGACGUAGACGAUGUACGACGAUAAGUUUGGGAAGCGAAAUUUUUGACCAAAGGAAAAAAAAUUGUUUGAAAGAAAUACCAUUAACCAACUGCUAAAUUUUCUACCUUAAAAUACUAAAAAAAACCAAAUCCACAAUAAAUUUAUAAGCUAACGGAAAUUGCGUGAAAGUGAAAUGAGCUAAUGCCGUGUGCGCUGCAUUAAAAAUGUAUGCAGUUGAAGCUAAAGCUGCGAAAUGUGAAAAAUUCCAUGUUAAGAAGUCAAAAGUAUACACAUACCGAGGCACAGCGUGUACGCAUACAUAUAAAUAAGCAGUGGAAAGCAAUGUGCUAACGUACAUAUAUACGCAUAACAGUAAACUUUUCCAUCAAAAAAUAUGCAUACUUGUAUGUAUGUAUAUAUAUGCAUGUAGGCGCUAAGAGCUUUAAAAUAAGAAAUAAUAAUAAUUUUAAUAGGGAAUUUACUAAUUUUUAUACGUGAAAAAAAUUAUCAAAGCAUACUUUGUGGCGUUUCAGUGCAGUUGCUUACAGUGGCGAGUGAAUAAGCAAAGGAAAACAUACACACACGUAUAUACAAGUAUAUGUAUAUACCAACACAGAUAAAAAAAUCUGCCAGUGCAAUUGCCGUGUGAACAAAGACACCAAGGCACUUAGGAAGCAUUCAGGCACAAGCGUACAUAUACACACACACACACAUAUACAACAAAAUGCACACAUGCAUAAAUACGAAAAUAUAUACAAAUUUGUAGUGCACACCAGCCGUUACUUGUGAUAGGGCAACGAACGAAACCGGGCAAAGCGCACAAGUAUAUCAAAUAAAGUCUCAUGCAGCGUUUGUGGGUUCAACAGUGCGUAUGAGUAAUCUGGAAUUGGCUGUGGAAUUGAAUUAUAAUUUUUAAACAGUUAGCCGGCAGAGCUGUAUAGUUCAAUGGCAUGCCCGAUGGUGCAACAUUUCGGCUGCUGCAGUUAUUAUUAUUGUGGUUGUUGUUGUUGUUGCAAAUGUAGGGGUGUCACACGCUGCUGUUAACAGGCAAUGCGUUGACCGUUGCGGUGGCAAGCAAGCGCAACAACAAAAAAGACCGCAUGUCAGUGCAACAGACAAGAGACAACAACAACAAAGCAAGAAAACACGAGCCGACACACACGCACUCACAAACAUAUGUUGGAGGCUGUCGUGCGCUGGCAACACUGGCACAUUUUGAUGUGAGCUAAAGAAGCAGCGGCAGAAGAAGAAGAAGAAGAAGCAGAAGCCGAAAAGGAAGCAGACAAAUAGCGGAAAUUGAAGACUUGAAAAGCCAGGAAGCAGUACGAGUACAACAAGCGCAGGCCAACAAUUGAUCAAAGCAACAAAGACACAAAUUGCAAAAACAACAAGCACUUUCAACUUAUAAGUAAAACAAAAAACAACAAAAAAACAAAAACAAUAUAAAAAUAAUAAUAAAUAGAACACAAAACGGUUGGUAUAAGCUAAGCGUCCAUUUGUAGAACAAAAAAAAAGAAACGUUGAAAACAAAAACAACAAACAAAGCGCCGUUACACUGGCACCACCCGUCGUUUUGUCAACAUCAAAUACCAUUACAAUUGAGACAACGACCUCAACAGCGUCACCGCAGCACUGCCAUAGCGGUGGCAUCACCGGUGUUGCGGUCGGCGUCGGCGUUGGUGUUGGCGUUGGCGUUAACGUCAGCAGCGCCGCCAAUGUCGGCCUGGGCAGCAUUGGCAUCGGCAGCACGCUCUGCAGCAGCGGCGACAGCGGCAUUUCAUCGUCAACGCCAUCGCUGGUCUCGCAACUUUCACCGCCGCCCACCAUAAUAUGCAGCUUGCCAACGUCGACGAUCUCCAAUAAUAUUGCGAUUAGCGCUAGUGUCGGCGCAGCGAUAUGCAGUAGCGGCGCGGUAGCAGCCGGUCGCUGUAGUCCCAUCAUUACCGGCAAUUACUGUGCGCUCAGCAAUGGUCUGGCAGGUAUUUCGGUGUCCGGUCACACAACUACUACAUCGAUUUAUGGUGGCGGUGGCAGCGGCAACAACAGCAAUUGCAACAUUAUAAAUAAACCGAAAUCAUCAUUGAGUCCGCUACAACGCCUACCCAUCAGCGUUAAUCUUUCCACAUAUGGUAGUGGCAGCGGCAGCGGCGGCUUUGGCGGUGGUGGUGGUGGCGUUGGUGUUAGUGGACCAGGUUUUACACUGCUCACCGGCAGCAAUAGUCAUUUGAGUAGCAUUUCACCGGCGCUCAGUGCCAGCACACCUCUAAGCAGCGGCAUGAGCAGUGGCGGCAGCAAUAAUGCCACGAACUAUUUGAGCAGCAUGAAAUUGCUUGGGCCCGCUUCCAUCGAUUUGGGCACAACACCGCUAACGCAUCGCAAUUACAGCACAAUUAAAGGUUUUAGCUUUCGGCGCAGUUUUGAUGACAAAAUCAUUGCGCCACUUAACAGCGGUAGCGGCAGCGGCAGCGGCAUCGCUGUUGGUAGUGGUGCCGGCAUUGGCGGUCAUAGCAAUUAUUUGACGCAUCAUCACUUCCAUACACACUUCCACCACCCAACGUCCGCCAUGCAGAAACAAUCGUCCAUUGAUCGGCACAUGAGCGGUGGUGGCGGCAGUGGUGUCGGUGGUGUGGGCGUUAUGUCGCAUUCCACUCACUAUCCGCUGACGUCGUCGCAAUCGUCGACGAAACUAUCGUAUCGUGAUGAUUUUCUGCAGCAAAUUGGCUACUUGCCGACGACGCGCAUCUUCAACACCAGCAUCGAUGAAGACCGACAGCAGGAGUUCCUGUCGUUGUCCAUGUCGCCGCCUUUGAAUCGUCGCCGGGACAUGCCGGCGUUGCGUGGCAUCAUUAGCCUUUCCGAGCCUCGUGGCACCAUGAGCACCACUGACGAUGUCUUUCCCGAUUCGCCGGAUAGCAGUUUGUACGGUUCAGAAGAGGAACAAGAGGAUCCAUUGCAAUAUUGUCGUGGUGGUUAUCAUCCAGUUAUAAUUGGCGAUAUAUUUGACAAUCGUUUUCGUGUUGUACGCAAACUUGGUUGGGGACAUUUCUCCACCGUUUGGCUAUGCAGAGAUCUCAAAGACGAAAAAUACGUCGCACUGAAGGUGGUAAAGAGUGCACCGCAUUAUAUCGAAACGGCCGCCGAUGAGAUACGUCUACUCGAAGCUGUACGCGAUGCAGAUCCGCUAGAUAUGCGACGAGAACGCAUCGUACGACUGUUAAAUCAUUUUACGAUACGUGGCGUUAAUGGCAAACAUUAUUGUUUGGUUUUCGAAGCACUAGGUUGCAGUUUAUAUAAGUUAAUCGUAAAGAAUAACUAUCAGGGUUUGGCCAUAAGUCAAGUGCGCAACAUUAUCAAACAAGUAUUGGAGGGUUUGGAUUAUUUGCACACAAAAUGUAGUAUUAUACAUACGGAUAUUAAGCCUGAGAACAUAUUAUUGGUGAUCGAUAAUGAGUCAGUGGUGAAUCAGCAAAUUGACGAUGAAAUCGCUAGUUUACGCGUGAAGGGUGCGGACUUUCCGGAUUCAUAUAUUAGUUCCAUUGAAAAGCAAGCGAAGAGUCGCAGUAAAUGGUCAAUGACCGAUAUGAAUAUUUCAACAACAAACAGCACGGGUACGGGCAAUAAUUCCUCCGCGUCAUCCACGCCGUUGCCAACAACUACCGUUGCAACUUCAGCAAUGACAGCUGCGGCGAUAACGGCACUUAGCAAGGAUGACAGCAAUGCAACAUUUAAUACGAAUACGACUGCAUCAUCGUUGGCGUCUAAAUAUUCAGCCACUUUAAUAGGUGAAAAUGAUGGUGUAGGUGGUGGACGCGCUGGCACAGAGAGCCCUUCAAUAGGCGGUGGUACACCUUAUGCGACAACGGGCAAUAUAAAUAAUCGCUAUCGAGCCGAGAAGAAAAUCACUGCCAAGUCGAUCGAUGGUGACGGCAAUAUUGGUGACAUGAUAAGCACAACAACAACAACAACUACUACUACAACAACAACUACCACCGAAGCAAUCAAUGGCAUCGAAAUAUUAAGUUUAUUAAGUACAAAAAGUGAAAAUUUCGACGUUAAUAAUGCGUUGUCUCAAAUUACUCUAAACACCCAAGCACAAGCACCACACAAUGAACAACAACUACAACAGCAAAAACAACAGAUACUACCAUCACUCACAUCACAAGCACCUUCACUAGCUUUACCAACACAAGCACAAUCAUUAAUACAACAACAACAACAAGCAACAUCACAAAAUAACAACGAAGAUGUUAAAAAUAGCAAAAAUGCCGCUACCGAAAAGACCCAGUCCUAUACAAAUGCCAUACAAGCGUUGAUUAACAACACCAAUGUACGCGUUAAAAUUGCUGACCUGGGAAAUGCCUGCUAUGACUAUCAUCAUUUCACUGAUGACAUACAAACGCGACAAUAUCGCUCCAUAGAGGUAUUGCUUGGCGCACCGUACACUUACUCCGCUGAUAUUUGGAGUACAGCUUGUCUUGCCUUCGAACUGGCGACCGGUGAUUAUCUCUUUGAUCCGCAUAUGGGUGAGACUUACUCACGCGAUGAAGAUCAUUUUGCACAUAUAAUUGAAUUGCUAGGCGCCAUACCGCCUUCCGUGAUAUUUCGUGGCAGGAAUGGACUUAAACACUUCACUAGUUAUGGCAGCUUGCGUAACAUUACGAAAUUGAAACCGUGGAGUCUAUUGAACGUACUCAUCGAAAAAUAUGACUGGGAUCCCAUAGAGGCUAAAAAAUUCUCUGAUUUUUUACUACCGAUGCUCGAAUACAAUCCCGUAAUACGCGCUUCAGCGGCCGAAUGCCUAAAUCAUCCCUGGCUGGAGCAGGAGGAGUUCGUUUGAAAUGUGACCAUAGUCGUUUCACUUGUUGACUGAUUACCUUGCUGAAACGAACGCAAAUACGCACAUACGAGUAGUAGUUGUUGCAUACAAUGGUGGUGGAAGCAGAGAGCGCAAACUAACUUUGGCGUUAGCCUAUUUAGCUGCAUGAACAAGAGAGACUUGCACUUUCUCACAUUAUUAUUUAAACGUUAAGACUUUACAUACAAAAUAAAACAAAAACAAAAAUACAAAUAAACUAAAAUAAAAUAAUAUGCGACCUAUAAUGUAGACAUUAAUAAGAUUUUUUAAUAUUAAAUGAAAAAUGCAAAUUAAAUUAAAUAAAGUUAAAAGCGUAGCAUGACAAGUGAAAAAUUGUAAUAAUUACUAUAUUGUCGGCAAAAAAUAAAAUAUACCUUUGAGUAAAAAAAAACUAACAUUGGUACUAAAUUAGUGGAAACUUAAAAUAUGUUUGUUAAAGUAAGUUUUCUAUGGGAAAAUAAAUGAAAUUUAAAACUCCAAAGUAGCAUUAAUUCUGAAAUAUGUAUUAAAAUACAAAUAUUUUAAAUAAAAGACAAUUACAAAAC
Molecule: messenger RNA, 5412 nt
Organism: Bactrocera dorsalis (oriental fruit fly)
Lineage: Eukaryota; Metazoa; Arthropoda; Insecta; Diptera; Tephritidae
Gene: Srpk79D
Product: SRSF protein kinase 3
Exons: 8
Coding region: 2288-4849 (853 amino acids)
Biological process (GO): protein phosphorylation; regulation of mRNA processing; spliceosomal complex assembly
Molecular function (GO): ATP binding; protein kinase activity
Source: RefSeq, a predicted model, not a curated record